AUGAAAUACCGUAACGCAGUACAUUCAACUACGGAGCACAAUCUAGCAAAGCUAUACAACAGUCGAGUACUUCGAACCAAUCUUCUACACUUGGAGUCUGCGGAAGCCAUGUAUCAUCGUUGUAACGAUUUACGACCCUCCAGAGGCAUUGUACUGGACAAUAUGGGACAAAGAAGGGAUUACACCCCAGAACAAAUGUUGAAUACGGUACUAAAGAACCCAGAAGAUCUGAACGAUUACGCAACAAAGCCCGCCGUAAUUACCGAAAACCGGAGCUUCAUUCAAGCUGCGGCCUAUGUGGUGAUUGCUCAUAAACUAUGA
Molecule: messenger RNA, 321 nt
Organism: Echinostoma caproni
Lineage: Eukaryota; Metazoa; Platyhelminthes; Trematoda; Plagiorchiida; Echinostomatidae
Source: the annotation of a GenBank genome assembly